UGGUUAUUGUUUAACUGAUAUCAAGGAUCUUAUAACUUCACACAUUUUCGGAAUGAAAGUUAUGGGUGCUCUCCAGUUUAAAGAGGUCUUAACAACUCAUGGAUUGUAGUUUUGCAGUUGAAGAUCACGCAAUAUAAACGUGGGAAAUGACUAGAGAUAAAAUUGAUAUUCAUCAACAUGGUGUGCCAGUUGAUCAGAAGAAGUCAAAAGUUAAGUGCAACUAUUGUGGUAAAGUUGUUUCUGGUUUUAGUCGGCUUAAACAACACUUAGGAGGCAUUCGUGGAGAUGUAACUCCUUGCUUGGAGACUCCUAUACUUGUGAAAGAAGCACUUGAAGCUGAGAUACUUAAUAAGAAAAAUGGAAAUUUAAUCAAGGAAGUUGGGCAACUUCAGCACCCAAACCUUCCUUUGAAGAGGAAUUGGUGCCCUCGAGAUGGUGAACCAAAUAAGACUUCUGAAAGUGUAAAUAAAAAACAUAAUGGUGUGAAUUCAAAAGUAGCUGGUACUUCUGUUGUAGAUUCAUCCUCACAAGAGAUUUCAAAAUCUAUAGGGAGAUUUUUUUAUGAAGCAGGAAUCGACUUUGAUGCUAUCAGGCUACCUAGCUUCCAAAGGAUGGUAAAAGCCACCCUUAGUCCUGGGAAGACGGUAAAAUUCCCCAGUUGUCAGGAGUUGAGAGGAUGGAUCCUUCAGGAUGCAGUGAAAGAGAUGCAACAGUAUGUAACGGAAAUUAGAAAUUCAUGGGCAAGCACCGGAUGCAGCAUCUUGCUAGAUGGAUGGAUAGAUUCAAACGGUCGAAAUCUGAUUAAUAUCCUAGUGUACUGCCCAAGGGGUACCAUUUAUCUUCGAUCAUCAGAUAUUUCAUCUUUCAAUGGGAAUGUUGAUGCCAUGCUAUUAUUCUUUGAGGAAGUUCUGGAGGAAGUUGGAGUUGAAACUGUGGUCCAAAUAGUUGCAUACUCAACGUCUGCCUGCAUGAUGGAAGUAGGCAAGAAGCUAAUGGAAAAAUGUAAGACAGUUUUUUGGACAGUAGAUGCUUCUCAUUGCAUGGAACUUAUGUUACAGAAUUUCACGAAGAUAGACCCGAUACAAGAAGCUUUGGAGAAGGCAAAGACACUCACACAAUUUAUUUACAGCCAUGCUACUGCCCUGAAACUUCUAAGAGAUGCUUGUCCAGAUGAGCUUGUGAAGUCUUCAAAGAUUAGGUCAAUUGUGCCCUUUUUGACUCUGGAAAACAUUGUCUCACAGAAAGACUGCUUAAUUAGGAUGUUUCAGUCUUCUGAUUGGCGUACCUCAAUCACGGCUUCUACGAAUGAGGGUAAACGAAUAUCAAAUAUGGUUAAAGAUGAAUCAUUUUGGAGUGAGGCUUUGAUGGCAGUAAAAGCAACCAUUCCCCUGGUGGAAGUUAUGAAGUUACUCGAUGGUACUAAUAAGCCACAAGUUGGUUUUAUAUAUGACACAUUAGAUCAAGCUAAAGAGACCAUCAAAAAGGAGUUCCAAGACAAGAAAUCCCUUUAUGCAAAAUUCUGGACAGCCAUUGAUGACAUAUGGGACGAAUACCUCCACAGUCAUCUUCAUGCUGCGGGUUACUUUUUGAACCCAACCCUUUUUUACUCGAGCGAUUUCUACACUGAUGUGGAAGUUUCCUGUGGUCUUUGUUGUUGUGUUGUUCGCAUGGCCGAAGAUCGUCAUAUACAGGAUUUAAUCACACUGCAAAUUGAUGAGUAUCGCAUGGGGAGGGGCACGUUUCAUUUUGGAAGUUUCAAAGAUAAACUAUCAAAUAUUUCCCCAGCACUUUGGUGGUCACAAUAUGGAGUUCAGUUUCCCGAACUUCAAAGGCUUGCUGUUCGAACCCUUAGUCAGACAUGCAAUGGUGCUUCACAUUAUAGGCUGAAAAGGAGCUUGGUCGAGACAUUACAUACAGAAGGUAUGAAUCCGAUAGAGAAGCAGAGGCUGCAGGACUUGGUAUUUGUCCAUUGUAAUUUGCAAUUACAAGCUUUUGAUCCAGAUGGAAGCAAUGACAAUACAGAUUAUGUUGUUGACCCCAUGGAUGAGUGGAUAGUCGGAAAAGAGCCAAAUUUGGUGCCUGAAAACACUCAACUUACAUGGAUGGACUUGGAACUGGCAAGCAGAAACGGAAAGGAAAAAGCUUGUGUUGAAAGAGCUGUUAUUUAUGUAAAGGAGGAAGCGGAGGAGGAAGAGGAAGAGGAAGAGGAAGGAGGAAGAUAAAUGUAUAUAUAGAGUAGCAAAUGUGUAUUGGUAAUGAGUCUUUCUCAAGUAGUGACAUGAACAAAGUAAUUUGUGAACAAGACAUCAAGCCUAAAGUUCUUAUUCUCUGCUCUCUUUUUUGUAUUUGAGAUUUCUGCUCAAAUGAAAAUUCAAAGGAAAUAUUAGCUU
Solanum verrucosum is the source of this 2390-nucleotide messenger RNA. RefSeq lists its product as uncharacterized. The transcript is spliced from 2 exons. The coding region runs from base 147 to 2222 and encodes 691 amino acids. Lineage: Eukaryota; Viridiplantae; Streptophyta; Magnoliopsida; Solanales; Solanaceae. The record is from RefSeq and is a predicted model, not a curated record. Gene Ontology annotation, molecular function: DNA binding; protein dimerization activity.